Molecule: messenger RNA, 867 nt
Organism: Scheffersomyces stipitis CBS 6054
Lineage: Eukaryota; Fungi; Ascomycota; Pichiomycetes; Serinales; Debaryomycetaceae
Exons: 1
Coding region: 1-867 (288 amino acids)
Source: RefSeq, a predicted model, not a curated record
AUGUCGAAGUUAGACAGAGUAAACCAAAUAUAUCUUGGUGAAAUUUCCAAUAAGAAGGAGGUUUCUAUUUCUUCCACGAGAGAAGCAGUCUAUGAGAAUCGGUUAAAGAAAGAUAUUGAAAGGACGAAAGAGUACAUCAAACAGGCAAACAGGGCCAUUGUGUCCUUCAGAGAUGUAGAGGUAUCAGCAUCGCAAGACCAUAGAAGGAGGAUUAUUGCUCUCUAUGAAGCAUACAAAAAGAUACCGUAUAAUUCUAGUAAAGAUGAAUCUAUAGGUUUAGCGACAGCUUCUCAAAGCAUAGAGCGAUUGGUACAACAGCAUGCACAGGCGACUGACGAUCUAAACAGUCUGAACAGACAAUCGGAGAUAGAAAAGAUAAAGAUGGCUAUGAGUGAUUACAGACGGCUCUCGGAAAUUAUUGAUGAUGUUGUUGAAGAGAAAAUGAAACGAUUGCAAGUGAUAGAAGCUAGAAUAGAAGAGAUGAAUGUAGAUAUUGAAAGUGAGAACGGGAUCCUGAAAUUCAACCAGAAAUCAAAAGGCACCUUAACUACGAUACAGCUGGAUAUACAAGCUACAGAACGGUUGCUUGCUCUACAUUUGAAGAGAAUCAUUACUAAGUUUUUGGCAGUACAGGAUCUGGAAUUCCUGAACCUACUGGAUGCUACAAUUGUGAAAACGACUGUACAACAAUGUCAGAAUAUGUUGAUACGAUUACUCAAAUCGGAUAGUAGCACAUGGGUUCAGGUACACCCCAAUAAUUUCACAAGCGGUCUUAUUAAGACUUUGGUCAUGAAUGACAUAAUACUUAUAAGAGACGAUUCAGAGUUUGACCUACAGUACUUGAAGCUACGCGACUACGGGAGGUAG